This is a messenger RNA of Poeciliopsis prolifica (blackstripe livebearer), 3120 nucleotides long. RefSeq names its product protein kinase, membrane associated tyrosine/threonine 1 (gene pkmyt1). Lineage: Eukaryota; Metazoa; Chordata; Actinopteri; Cyprinodontiformes; Poeciliidae. The transcript is spliced from 7 exons. The record is from RefSeq and is a predicted model, not a curated record. Gene Ontology annotation, molecular function: ATP binding; protein kinase activity. Gene Ontology annotation, biological process: protein phosphorylation. The coding region runs from base 166 to 1971 and encodes 601 amino acids.
CAGUUCAGAAUUUGGCGCGAGCAGGUGAUUAUGAGCCGAAAGAGGACCGUACGCUCAGCUCUGGAAGCAGAUACCAACAAACAGAUUAUUUUCCACUGGAAGAAAACAUGAAAGCUGGAUUAUGCCGCCACCUUGAUUGAACGGAGCUGAAGAAAUCCUCCCGCCAUGUCAGUUGCAGUGGAAACUACGACGUCCAGGGCUCCCCUCCCCAUCCCGGCGCACUUUUCCCACGCAGAGCAGUCCUUCUCCCUCAAAAAGCGCAGAUUCCCGUUUUCCUCGUCCACAUCCAACGCCUCCUGCUCCUCCCCUCCUCGAGGUUCCUACUCGCUCCCUCCGCUGCCGCCCUCCAAAGGAUGCCCGCCUCUGAGCAGGAUGUUCCCUCCGCAUCAGUCACCGUGGACGCCGCUGUCCGAUUCCCUCAGUAAAUCUCUCCCUCCCAGCUCUGUGUACGAUCCCAGUAAGCAUACGUCCUAUUUUGGUCAGUGCUUCACUAAUUUGGGUCUUCUUGGAAGAGGAUCCUUUGGAGAGGUCUACAAGGUACAAAACAACAAAGACGGGCGACUGUACGCCGUGAAGCGCUCCGCCCAGCGCUUCAGGGGUAACGGCGAGAGGCAGCGAAGCGUUAAGGAAGCCAGGAACCACGAGCAAAUUUGUCCUCACCCUCACGUUCUGGAUUUUGUGGCGGCGUGGGAAGAGAGCGGCCGUCUGUACAUUCAGACGGAGCUGUGCAGCACCAGCCUGCUGCUGCACGCCGAGAACAAGCCUCCUGGCCCAGGUCAGCCUGAAAACAUCUUCAUUCAGAAACUGAAUCGUUUCUUCACCCCUUUGUUUCUGGUUGAUCCAGACGAGCCGGCGGCGUGGGGCUACCUGUGUGACCUCCUUUCUGCCCUGCAGCACCUCCACUCUCAUGGUUUUGUGCAUUUGGACCUCAAACCCGCCAACGUCCUGAUCACAGAUUCUGGGCGACUCAAGCUGGGGGACUUCGGGCUUCUGUUGGAGGUCAACCAGACCGGUGCUGAGUCCAAAAAUAGGAAGACAAAGGAGGAUUUCCAGGAGGGAGACCCGCGAUACAUGGCGCCGGAGCUGCUGCGCGGGGAGUACGGACCUGCAGCGGAUGUUUUUAGUUUGGGUGUUUCUAUUCUGGAGCUGGCCUGUAACCUGGAAGUUCCAAACGGCGGCGAAGGAUGGCAGCAGCUUCGACAGGGGCACCUUCCCUCAGAGUUCACCAACGGCCUGUCUGUUGAGCUUCAGUCAGUCCUGAGGAUGAUGCUGGCCCCAGAACCAAAUGAAAGACCAACCGUCUCUCAGCUUCUCGCUCUGCCGUGCGUCAGGAAGCGCCGAUGGAAAAGGCGGAUUUUCCUGAUGGUGACUGAGACCAUGCUGACACUGGUCUCUUUCUGCCAAUUUGUGGUGUGCUUCGGUUGCAAGCUCCUCUCCUCAGUUCGCUUGCCGUUUCUGCCUUGUUGGUCGAAGCCGGAGCCGUGUACGCCGCCGAAGGACAGCUGGGACAGAGACGUGACGCUGUCCCUCAGUUCCCUGCAUAACGACCCGGGAAGUCCAGAGGAUGACGGAGUCUUUCUGCAUCACUCAGACCCAGAACUUUCCCCCACCUUUUCCAACAGAAUUAACUCCCGACUGUCAGUGGAAAGCACAUCCACACCUCUGCCGGGUUCUCCGGUCUGCGGCCCGGUCCACUCCACUCAGUCGGUUCUGGGCAGCUGGUCAUCCUGUAACCUGCCUCUGACUCCAACCAGCUCCCACCUGAAUGGCUCCUGCCACAAACUCACCCCCAACGUCAGCCCCAUUCGCGCAGAGCGCCAGCUGGGCUCCCCGUCCACCGCGUCCUCCGAGCGGCGCCAAGCUGGCCGGGUCCGGGCACACGAGGCGGCGGCGCCGCCACCGCGACCCAACUUUGAACCAAAGAACCUCCUCAGCUUGUUUGAGGAAACGACUCUGGAGGGACAGGCUUGAGGACAUUUUUUUUUAAUGCUUCUUUGGAACUAAAGAGUUUAUUUUACGGCGCCCGCUAAUGGACAGAGUGGGGUUUUUGUUCCCUUGCAAUGAAUUAGCAAUUUCUCUUUUGCAUACAGUCACUGUGAAGACAAAUGUCCAUUUAAAACUGCAAAUACCUUUAGAGUUGCUCAGUGAAAACUGUUUCUGCAUUCUUAACUGAUUGGAAAUGUAUCCAAACUGUAGUUCAGGCGAGUCCAAACUGCAAAUUUGAACUGACGGCGGGCCACAAAGUUCAUUAAAUUAAAAUGCAAAACUUAAUUUCCUUUUUUUUUCAUUUAUUUUCAUCGAAUCUGUUUAUCAUUAGAGAUCCACAGCAUAAAUAGAGCAUCAGACUGAUGCUUUAUUGCUGGAAAAACAGGGAAUUUUCUCAUUUUUGGGGUCAUCAAUUGUUUCUACCAUUCUUUACUCUUUAGUAGGGGCCGAAUAAAAUAAUUUCAAGGGCCACAAUUGGCCCCUGGGCCACACUUUGGACACCCCUGUAUUAGUGUUAAUGUUUGUUUCUGUAAGGUUGAGCUGGGCGUGAAAAAAACUGCCUUUUUUAGCAAUUCAGACCGGCAACACAAAAAAGAUGCAGUCAGAUUAUUUUAUUACACAAAAAUAUUUCAAAUAGUUUUAACUUUCUUUCCUUCUUAUGUAAAGUUUCUGAUUUUAUCUUAGAAGUGAUGGGAAGCGCAUAUUUGAUCUGUUUUGCAUAUUUCACUGAAGUUUGUGAUGCAUUUGUAUAGAGAAAAAUAUAAAACUUAAGACAUUUCACAAACAACAUAUUAACAUACAUGGAAAAACUUUGUUGCAGCAGAAAUACUUUCAGUUUUCAAUAUUGUGUCCACCAGGGGGCGCCGUAUUAUUUAGUGUUGGGUUUUUGUGAACUUUUCUGUUUUUUCCUGCCAUUUUUUAAAGCGUAUUUGAAAAGGAAGGUAUCCAGGUAAAGGAUUUGAACGUGUAAUCAGACCUUACAGCACUUUCUUCUUUGUGUUUGCGUGGAUAAUUUCCCCAAAUGGCUUGAUUUACACUGAAAUAAGUUACAAGUUGCAUGAUGGGCUCCAAAGUAAAUUUGCUUAUGGUCUGCAAGACAAUACACUUAAUUUGUGCUGCAUGCUGUGCCUAUAA